CAGAAACAUUGAGCCUCGACACUUAGGCGCUCUCUGAAUCGCUUUUGUUGCUGGAUCAUACACGGAAAGAAGAAGAAUACGCGUUUGAACUUUUGCCACCCUCGUCUUUUUUUGGAGAUGUUCCUGCUCGAGCUCAAUCAUUUCUCAGCGCUAGCCACCGCGAUCACAUCUGUAUCAUCUGUCCUGCUGCUUCUCGCCGUCUCCCGACAACUAUGGGCCCUCCGGUGGUCCAUCACGCGGGAUAGAGACAGCAAGCUGCCUCUUCCGAAGGGGUCCAUGGGGUGGCCACUCGUAGGCGAAACUUUCCACUGGCUUUUUCAGGGGCCAAGCUUUCAUAUCUCCAGGAGGGAAAAAUACGGAAACGUAUUUAAAACCCACCUUUUGGGGAAACCGGUUAUCCGCGUGACAGGAGCGGAAAAUAUCCGUAAAAUUCUGCUUGGGGAGCACAGCUUGGUGUGCACCCAGUGGCCUCAGAGCACGCGGAUCAUCCUGGGCCCCAAUACGCUGGUGAACUCCAUUGGAGACCUUCACAAACAGAAAAGAAAAAUCCUGUCUAAAGUGUUCAGCCGCGGGGCACUGGAGACGUACAUCCCCCGGCUGCAAGACGUGGUGAAGUCGGAAAUUGCUAAGUGGUGUUCAGAGCCCGGCUCCGUGAACGUGUACGUCGCAGCCAAAGCACUCACUUUUCGGGUUGCUGUCCGGGUGCUCUUGGGUCUGACCAUGAAAGACUCCGACAUAGAGUACCUCUCCAAAAUAUUCGAGCAGCUUAUUAACAACCUCUUCUCACUCCCGAUUGAUGUGUCAUUCAGUGGCCUCCGUAAGGGUAUACAAGCUCGUGAAAUACUUCACACGUUUAUGGAGAAAAUAAUCGAAGAGAAAUUACAGGACCAACGGUCGGAUGGGCAGGAUGCGUUUGACUACAUCCUGAGCAGUGCCAAGGAAAGCGGCCAUACCUUAAGUACGCAAGAACUAAAGGAAGCUGCUGUGGAGCUAAUCUUCGCUGCGCACUCAACUACAGCCAGCGCCUCGACCUCUCUCAUCCUCCAGCUGCUGAAGCAUCCCUCUGUGGUCGAGAAAGCCCGGCUGGAGCUGGAAGCACAUGGACUAAGGAGUGGUUGCCUCAGUGUGCCUUAUCUGAGUUUGGAGAAACUGAGCCAGCUGCGUUACCUAGACUGCAUCGUCAAGGAGGUACUCAGAUUUCUCCCUCCUGUGUCUGGGGGGUAUAGGACGGCGCUUCAAACCUUCGAAUUAGACGGCUACCAGAUUCCAAAAGGAUGGAGUGUAAUGUACAGCAUCCGGGAUACCCACGAGACAGCUGCUGUUUAUCAGAGCCCGGAGCUAUUCGACCCAGAGCGCUUUGGAACCGAGAGGGACGAGAGCAGGACGGGACGCUUUAAUUUUGUCCCAUUUGGCGGCGGCAUACGCAGCUGCAUUGGAAGGGAACUGGCACAGAUCAUACUAAAAACCCUGGCUGUCGAAUUGCUCAGCACUACAGAAUGGAGUCUGGCGACACAAACCUUCCCCAAGAUGCAAACUGUGCCGAUUGUCCACCCAGUUAACGGACUGCACGUUUACUUCAACUACACAAACUCCGGAAAGAAGCAAGUCCAGAGUUAG
Megalops cyprinoides (Indo-Pacific tarpon) is the source of this 1617-nucleotide messenger RNA. Its product is annotated as cytochrome P450 26B1-like. Gene Ontology annotation, molecular function: monooxygenase activity; heme binding; oxidoreductase activity, acting on paired donors, with incorporation or reduction of molecular oxygen. The transcript has 7 exons. Gene Ontology annotation, biological process: sterol metabolic process. The record is from RefSeq and is a predicted model, not a curated record. Bases 118 to 1617 code for a protein of 499 amino acids. NCBI's taxonomy places the organism in Eukaryota, Metazoa, Chordata, Actinopteri, Elopiformes, Megalopidae.